Kuraishia capsulata CBS 1993 is the source of this 2538-nucleotide messenger RNA. RefSeq lists its product as uncharacterized. The coding region runs from base 1 to 2538 and encodes 845 amino acids. The record is from RefSeq and is a predicted model, not a curated record. Gene Ontology annotation, biological process: cellular response to heat. Gene Ontology annotation, molecular function: ATP hydrolysis activity; ATP binding. Lineage: Eukaryota; Fungi; Ascomycota; Pichiomycetes; Pichiales; Pichiaceae. The transcript has a single exon. Gene Ontology annotation, cellular component: mitochondrial matrix; cytoplasm.
AUGACCAUCUUGCAUACUAAAAUAUAUUUAAGGUGCGGAUGUGCCACCGCAUGUGGGACAUCACUUGUUCACAUCUGUAUCCUUUUUGACAUUUUAAAUUGGCAAAUGUUAGUUCAACGAAACUUAAAACGCUAUGGACCCAGAGCUCUUCAGGAAGUUGCUAGCGUGCGGGCCGUUGCUACGCCCAUAGCUAGACCCCUAUCCUAUGCCAGAACUCCCGACAGAAUGAGUUCAACAAACGGAUUUGUCGGAAUGUCUCUGUUGAAGACGAAUGUUCCGCAGCUAUUACAACUCAGAUUCGCAUCAAAUCAGGGACCUCAGAAUUUCCGCAUGAAUAUGAACGGUGAACAAGAAGAUGCUGAACCUGCUUUGAAGAAGUAUGCCACUAACCUGACGGAAAUGGCACGUGAAGGCAAACUAGAUCCUGUCAUUGGCCGUGACGAUGAGAUUCGUCGUACUAUUCAGAUUCUUUCUCGUCGUACCAAGAAUAACCCAGCUCUGAUUGGUAAUGCUGGUACGGGUAAGACUGCUAUUAUGGAAGGUUUGGCUCAGAGAAUCGUGAGGAAUGAGGUUCCCGAGAGUAUGAAGGGAAAGGAAGUGAUAUCCUUGGAUCUGGGAUCACUUAUUAGUGGUGCCAAAUUCCGUGGUGAUUUUGAAGAACGUCUCAAGGCUGUUUUGAAGGAGCUGGAUGAGGCUAAGGGAAACGCAAUUUUGUUCGUAGAUGAACUCCACAUCCUUCUUGGACUGGGAAAAGCCGAUGGAGCUAUUGAUGCAUCCAAUCUGCUGAAGCCGGCGUUGGCUAGAGGCCAGUUGCAAUGCUGUGGUGCCACUACGAUCGAAGAGUACAGAAAAUACAUCGAGAAAGAUGCUGCGCUUGCCAGAAGAUUCCAGCCGGUUCUGGUAAACGAGCCUUCUGUGGAAGACACCAUAAGCAUUCUAAGAGGUCUGAAGGAGAAAUAUGAGGUUCAUCAUGGUGUGAGAAUUGCGGAUGCGUCGUUGGUAUCGGCUGCUGUUUACAGUAACAGAUAUAUCACAGACAGAUUUUUGCCCGAUAAGGCCAUUGACCUGGUGGAUGAAGCUUGUUCUGCUCUCAGAUUGCAGCAUGAAUCCAGACCCGACGCUAUUCAAGAGCUGGAUAGAGCUAUAAUGACUAUUCAGAUUGAACUGGAGUCGUUGCGCAAGGAAACAGACCCCUUGAGUGUUCAAAGGAGGGAGAAACUUGAGGAUCAACUUUCCUUGAAGACUGCAGAGCUGAAGGAGCUCACUGAUGUUUGGGAGAAUGAAAAGAAGGAACUCGAGAAGAUUAAAAAUGCCAAACAAGAGCUUGAAAAGGCCAGACAGGAUCUUGAGGUUGCGAGAAGAGACGGCAGUUUUGCCCGUGCUUCCGAAUUGCAAUAUGCUAUAAUACCAGAGCUGGAAAAACGACUACCUAAGGAUGGGGCCGAAAACACCAACGACCAAGGCUCAACCCUUCUGCAUGAAUCGGUCACAUCUGAUGAUAUUGCGAGGGUUGUUUCCAAGAUGACUGGUAUACCAGUACAAUCGAUGCUGAAGGGUGAGAAGGAUAAGCUUUUGUAUAUGGAGACUGCUCUCAAGGCCAGAGUUGUUGGUCAGGACGAUGCUAUCCACUCUAUUGCAGAUGCUGUUAGAUUGCAGAGGGCGGGCUUGACAACCGAUAAGAGGCCUAUUGCGAGUUUUAUGUUCCUCGGUCCAACCGGUACCGGUAAGACUGAACUCACCAAAGCAGUUGCCGACUUUUUGUUCGACGAUGAGAACGCUGUUGUGAGAUUUGACAUGUCUGAAUUUCAGGAAAAGCAUGCUUUGAUGAGACUAAUAGGUGCACCACCAUCCUAUGUUGGUUAUGAGGAAGGUGGUGAGCUCACCGAAGCUGUCAGGAGGAAGCCAUAUGCGGUAGUUUUGUUUGAUGAGUUCGAGAAGGCUCAUUCGGAUAUCUCGAAGCUAUUGCUUCAAGUGCUGGAUGAGGGUAAAUUGACGGACUCGCAGGGUCACAAGGUGGACUUCAGAAACACGAUCAUCAUUAUGACCUCCAAUAUAGGACAGGAUCUGUUACUUGCCGAUGCCAAUGACAAACCCAACGAUUCUGGCUCCGUCACUCCGGAAGUGAAGCAGAAUGUGAUUGAGCUGAUGAAGAGGCAUUACGCACCCGAGUUCAUUAAUCGUGUGGAUGAUGUUCUUGUGUUCAACAGACUCUCAAAGGAUGCUUUAAGAAAGAUAGUGGAUAUCAGACUGGACGAGGUUCAGGACAGAUUGGUGGAGAGAAGAAUCGAGUUGAGGCUUACGGAAGCUGCCAAGGUCUGGCUGACGGACAAUGGAUAUGAACCAAUGUAUGGAGCCAGACCUCUCAACAGACUUAUCAAGAGAGUGAUAUUGAACUCAAUGUCGGUCCAAAUGAUCAAGGGCGAUAUCAAAGACAACGACGUUGUGAACGUUGAUGUUGGAUCUGAUGGUCUGUUGAAGAUUGAGGCGAUUCAUGAUGCUGCUCUUUCAGGACCUGAAACCGAUCCAGCACAAGCAUAG